GCAAGUCAGCGCCAUGUUGGGUAAGUUUGAAAGCGAGCGCGGGCGUAGUGCUGGGCUGUGACGGCGGAGGGCGAUCCGAGCUGAGGCGGAGGCGGGGCGGCAACCCGAGUCGGGAUGCUUUGUUGCGUCUCCCAUCCGGUGACAGCUCAAGGCUUUCAGUGGAGAGUUGUGGACGUGUGUGCUUUUCUCGUUUUUUUGUUUUUUUUUUUUUGCCCUUCGUCGGUAGUUGAAACCACUGGCCACUCGUUUCAGCAUUAUAUUCGUCGGAAUGAUGGAUUUCCUUUUGGAGCGGCGUGCUGAAAUGUUUACGGAAGAAACGUUGUUUUUAGGAGAAAUGAAUAGAAAUAACCAAUUUUGAGGAAGCCAUGGCAAAAUCAAAUACCAAACACAGAGUUUGUUCUCGGCAAUCUUCAGUAUCUUCUCUGUUAAGCUGCAACCUGAAUGGCAGUAAUUCCUCUAACUCUGGCUCUUUUCAAUAUAAGAAUAAACUGUACAGUUCUGCAUCUCAGGCUCUACAGGCCUAUAUUGAUGAUUUUGAUCUAAGCCAAAUGUGUCUUGGGGCAAGCACUGGAAAGAUUAACACUGAUAAAUAUCCUGCUAAUAUGCCGGAAUUCUCCAACUACAUUUGUAAACCAAACAAUGCUUUUGAAAAUCUUGAUGACAAAAGACAUUUAUCCUUAUCCUAUAGAGGACAGACUCUUAAUGACAUAGACUCCAUUAGUCUAACAACUGAUGAUCUAUUAAAGCUUCCAGCAGAUGGAUCAUUUUCUUUCACUUAUUUUGAAUCAGGUCACGGAAGUAGCAAGAAAAACAGGAAACACAUUGGAAGACUGAGUUCAUCUGACAGAGAAAAGAAUCAGAAUUUUCGAGAACCAACUGCUCUCCAGGGCAAGGAUAACUUAGUUACCCCACUUGUAUACACAAAUAUAAAAGGAAGGCAUUGUGGCAGGCUAAAAAACCCAAAACUCAUGAAUAAGGCUAGUAAAAGCGUUUCUGUACCAUCUUUAUCUUUUUCCAAAAAAUUAUCUUUUAGGGACAGUUCAGAACACAAUCUUGAAAAGAAUUACCCAAGAUGGCUCACUAGCCAGAAGUCUGACCUUAAUAUUUCAGGGAUAACUAGUAUACCGGACUUCAAGUACCCAGUCUGGCUCUACAAUCAAGACUUGUUACCUGAUACAGAUAGUCAAAGAAUACAUCAAAUGUGUAAAGAAGAUCAGUGUUCUCCUAGGCAUAGUUACCAGGCACAAAGAACUUCUCGGCUAAUGAAUAAAUUAGAUUGUUUUGAAUAUACUUUUGAACCUUCAAACACUGCAUAUUCCUUGAGUGAGGAUAAAGGAUUACUGAAUGAAUAUAAAUGUGGUCCUGAACUUAGCCAAUGUCUGUGUGAGAAUCCGCUUCUUCCAGGAUCCAAAAAGCCAUUCAGUGGUGACAAAAUUGAAUUGCUUAUCCUGAAGGCCAAGAGAAAUCUAGAGCAUUGUACUGAAGAGUUACCAAAGUCUAUGAAAAAGGAUGACAGUCCUUGUUCAUUAGAUAAACUUGAAGCGGAAAGAUCAUGGGAAAAUAUUCCUGUUACUUUCAAAUCUCCUGUUCCUGUUAACACUGAUGAUAGUCCUCAAGAAAUUCCAAAGACAAAGUAUGCUAAUGAAUUCCUUGAAGAUUUUUUAAAUGAUGAUAAUCAGAGCUGUACCCUUUCUGGAGGGAAACAUCAUGGACCUGUUGAAGCCCUGAAGCAAAUGUUAUUUAAUCUUCAGGCAGUGCAAGAAAGUUUCAGUCGGAAUAAAACUGCAGAGCCCAAAGGAGAAAUUAAACAAAUCUCAGAAGAUGAUCUCUCUAAGUUACAGUUGAAGGAAAGUAUGGCUCCUAUUACUAGGUCACUUCAAAAGGCUUUGCACCAUUUAUCUCGCCUGAGAGACCUGGUUGAUGAUACCAGUGGGAAACAGUCACCGAAAAUAUGAAGAGGAAAAUAAAAGUUUAACCAAUGAAUAGUCACCACAGAACAAAAUGUAUUUUUUUUCAUAUCGCUUAAACUGACAGUUUAACUAUAAGCCAUACGUUAUUCUAUGAUUGGUUCAAGUAUUACAUAUUUUUUAAAAACCAGACUUGAAAACGUCCGUAUAUUUUUUUGUGGCCUCUCCUCAUUUUGUGCCAAAAUACCAGAGGUGAAUUGGGAGGACCCAUAGUCCUAGUCUGACUUUGGUCUUCAGGCUAUCAUAUGUCGAAUAGUCAAAGAUGGAUGAUUUCUGUUCUUGAAGCUUACAUGGACUUAAACCUUCUUCAGCAUCCUCAUGAUUUUAUUAUCUGAUUCUGGAUCAUUUAGAAGCUUUUCUUGGUUUCUAUCCAAAAUCUUUUAAGUUAAAUAGACUCAUAAAGGUAACAUCCAAUGUAAGGAACUUAAGGAAUAUCAAAAUUGUUGAUGUAUCUUAUCCAUAUGGAAAUAUGUGACUUUCAAGUUUCAUAAAGCAAACAUUUAAGAGUAUGUUGUAUUUGCAAAUAACAUUAAUUGAUGCAGUUUUUUUUUGAGAGCACAUAAAUUUUAUUUACAAGUAAUAACUAUACAUUUUUGUUACAUAUGGCAUUUAUAUACAGUAGCAUAAAUAUUUUAUAAAUAUACACAUAUGCACUUAAAAUUUUUUUACUGAUGAAAUACACAGCCAACAAACUUUGGAGAGGCCUGCUCUAAAAUAAGCAGCAAGGCAAGCACUGGUGGGUAGCAUGUUCAAUUUUAUACGUGGAGAUCCAGGAGCCAGCCAAGGGUGGUGAACUCAACCCUCGGCCUGACCAAGGGUCAUGUGAGUUACACAUGAUAUAUGGCUCUCUGCUCUAUGGGUUAUACUGGAACAAGUCUGGUUGCUGGGCGCCGCCAGGAAUGUUGUUUUAUAUUGUGAAUUCCAGGAAAACCAUUUAAUUAAUGCUUUGAUUUUAUGUGAGAAUAUUUGACAGUACUUGACAGUUUUUAAAACAUUUUGUGGGGGAUAUUUAACAAUUUAACAUUUUGAUAUUUCUUAGAUUUAAAUUUUGAGGUUAGCUCAAACUAGUAAAAACUAUAUUUGACCGAUUGCUUUAUGAAAUUUGGUAACUGAAAUGACUAUGGAAAAUGAGUAACUAUAUUAAAGCUAUUUUGUAAAUGCUGAA
Messenger RNA from Capra hircus (goat), 3132 nucleotides. RefSeq names its product chromosome 24 C18orf54 homolog (gene C24H18orf54). The coding region runs from base 366 to 1955 and encodes 529 amino acids. The record is from RefSeq and is a predicted model, not a curated record. The transcript is spliced from 9 exons. Lineage: Eukaryota; Metazoa; Chordata; Mammalia; Artiodactyla; Bovidae.